Messenger RNA from Linum trigynum, 4043 nucleotides. The record is from the annotation of a GenBank genome assembly. Lineage: Eukaryota; Viridiplantae; Streptophyta; Magnoliopsida; Malpighiales; Linaceae.
AGACCAGGUUAUUACUAAUGGGUCCAUUAGUCACAUGACUAAACCAAUAUCAACCAUUCAUUUAAGUUUUAAUUUAAUGGUUGUAAUUAAUCUUAUUUAAUGAAGGGUAUGGUAUUAAAUACACAAUUUAUUUAGUAAUUAAAAUAAACAAAAAUAAUGUGGGCCCACUGCUACCCACGAUCGUCGUUAUCGCCGGUCCUUUCUGGGAAAUUCCUCCUGGUGGCCAGUCCUCCCCGACUUAUUCCCAGCACCGGCGGUCCCCCAUUCCUAGCACAGGAGGUCACUUUUAUGGGCGGUUUCCCCAUUCCCAGCAUAGGUGCAACUAUGGGAGAGAGAUAUUAGUAUGCUUUGUAAUGUUUGUCGAUUUAUUUUGUAAUGUUUAUAAGACUAAAAAAUAAUCUGGUUGACUUUUGGACAGAUUUCCACUAUAUAGGGACGGAGCCUCCAAAAUCAACUUGAUUGUUUUUCCAUUUUAUAUGGUUUGUAUUGUUUGUAAAUACAUUUUGUAUGGUUUGUAUUGUUUGUAAAUCUAGUUUGUAUGGUUUGUAUAGUUUGUCAUUUUUGUCCACCAUAUUUGUAUUGUUUGUAUGUCUAAAAAACAACUUGGUUGACUUAUGGACGAAACUCUUCUAUAUAGUGAUGGAGUCUCCAAAGUCAACCCGACUAUUUUUCCAUUUUUUAUGGUUUGUCGAUCUAGUUUAUCAUUUUUAUCUACCAUGUUUGUAUGUCUAAAAACAAUUGGGUUGAAUUUGGGACUUCACGAAACCCCUCAUAACCAUUAGAUCUGGACACACCAAUCUAACAAUUAGAAAAUGAAAUAAGCUUUUAAUUAGCGACGUGGGUAAUUUGAUAUUAUGAAAAAUUACGAAGUAUACAAAUCAAACUUACAAACAAUACAAACAAUAUAAACUAGAACCAUAAAACAUAUAAACAGAUUUACAAACAAUACAAAACAUAUGAACUAUACCCACAAGGCCACAACUAGAGGUGGCAAUUAGGAUCCAAAUCCAUGAAUCCAAUCCAAUCAUCCAUCAAAUUAUCCACCUAAUCUAAUCAAUUUGAUCUAAAUCCAAUUGGAUUGGUGGAUUCAUGGAUCCAUCCAUGGAUCCAAAUGGCAAAUUAUGAUUUGGUACCUAUAUUUUUUAUAUUUUACAUUUUGGUACAUGAAACUUAUAUUUUUAUACGAAAAUUAUCAUUGGAAAAUUACAUUUUAGUGCCUAAAAUUUUUCAUUAUGACAUUUUAGUACCUGAACUUUUCCAAAUUUACAUUUUGGUCCAAGCCUUGGAUGUUAUUUGGAUUCAUAGAUCAAUCCACCAAUUCAUUGGAUCCAAUCCAUUUAAUCUAUGGAUCCACGAAUCCACGAAUUCUAUCCACUUGCCACCUCUAGCCACAAGGCCCACAACCAAUAUAUAUUGGAAGGAGCUACGUGGCAAGAAAAUGAGGGGAGGGGACAGGCAGAGAUCAGCUGAAUCAUAUAUGAUACAACGAUGAAGAAGAGGAAGAACGCUUCUCAUUCUCUUACCUCUUUGGCCUCUCGUCCAAACCCUAAAUUCCCAAUUCGUCACCAACCAUUUACUCCAAGCAUUCUCCUCCAUUCGCGAAGUAACCAUCGUCUGCUGAAGUCGCCAUUGUCGCUCCUCCGGGAAGUAUUGUAGACGCCGACUGUAGUUGGUUUGAUUGAUUGCAUCGUGGAGCUCUUUGCAUUUCCUCCAAUAUUUGGUUGUUCUCCCUUCGUCAGCCAGCGGAGAAGUACUUUCAUGGCCGCCAACGGCCUGCUGACAUUAGGCCGAGUGAAGCUCAGCGAUCUUAUCGCCACCGACGGCGUCCCUUCCGAUUCCUACAAGCUAUCAGUCUCGACUCUAUCCCAGUCUCUCUCUCCGUACUCCGCCGCCAUCAUUCAAUUCUCAUCCAGCGACGGAGCUCUCUUGAGGUCGGGUUUGGAUUCCGCACGCCUCUACUUCCACCAGAGGCCAUCGUUCCCCGACGUGAUUGAGAGUGACGAUUCCCGCGAGUGGUGCAGGACGUCUGGUUACUUCGCUGAUCCUCAGUUGUGGCAGGAGGCAUACGAUUACAGACCUGGUUUAACUCCUCCCGACGAGCAUUCUUCAAUCAACUCCGUUGAAUUCCUCCCUCCUGGAGCCUUGCCUGACAUUUUUGCUCUGCUGGGGAGAGCUGCUCGGGGUAUCUUGGAUGCAAUUAGCUUCUAUUUGAAUUUGCGCAGCUCGCCUUUCGCGGAAAUACUCGAUAAUGUGCCUUUGAGGGGUCGAGAGAUAUCGUCUUCUGUGUUAUCGGUUUGCUGUCACGCAAGGCCGUCGUUUCAGGGAGCUCAUGGCCAAAUGGGUGGUUUGUAUGAAGACGACAAUCACCAUAUCGACAAGAGCUUGAUAUCGCUGGUUAAGUCGGAUAAAUCAGGGCUUCAUAUUAGAGACUUUAAUGGGAGAUUGUUGACACCUAAAAUUAAUUUGGCCGAAAUUAAAUGCCGCAUUAAUUAGUCUCGGCAUUUAAUUCUAUACCGCGGGUUAAAAACGAUGUCGUUUGGAGUUAAGCGGCGUUGCGGAGAGUUAAAACGGUACCGCAAGGAAGCUCGGCGGUACCGCGGCAUGGGAAACGACACCGCUUAAUGAAUAAAAAAAAAGGGGUUGCGCGUGUAGUUGGGUUGGAGAAGGGGUUUUAUAAUUAAUUAUUACCUUUAUUCCUUGUAGGAAGGGGAAAAUCGGUACCGCAUGGAGAAUUAAAACGGUACCGCAAGGAAGCUCAGCGGUACCGCGGCACCGGUCACCAAAAAACAAAAGAGGGGCCGCGCGUUAGUUGAGUGUUGGGGAAUGAGUUUUGUUUACUCUGAUUAAUUAUUAUUAUUAUUUUACUCCUUGUUGGAUAGGGAGAAGCGGCACUGCGGAGAGCUAAAACGGUGCCGCGGAAUAAAAAACGGUGCCGCGAUAAGCCCAACGGUACCGUGGAUUAGCAAACGACACUGUUAAAAUUAAAACAGUAUCGCGAAGCUCAAAAGUACAACGACAUCGCGGGACUACCAAACGAUGUUGUUUAACUAAGAACGGCGCCGAGGGGUGAGAGUUUGACGGCGAGUUAACAAUGAGGGCUGGUUUAAUUAAUUAGUAGUUUAUGAUUAUUUUAGACGGCGUCGUUUAAUGAAAAGCGAUGCCGCGGAAAAGUAAAACGACACCGCGGUAGUGGUAAGAGUUCGGCCAAAGGCAGCCGCCAAACCCAACGACGGCGCAAGAGUAUAGAACGACGUUGUUUGAUAGACUAACAAUGUCGUUGGUUAAACCGGGUCGGGGCAGUUGAGUUGGAUCAUAAAACGGCAUCGGUUGGUGAAAGGCGAUGCCGUGGUAUUGGUGAAACGGCAUCGUUACAUGGACAAGGUUGUAGGUCGUUUGGCCAAGUUUCGGCAAAGCAGGAACGGUUUCGAGGGCACGUGAUUAUCACGCAACAAGGAGGAAGUUACCUGCACGGUUGACAGGAAUGGAGACGUGGGAGUUCACGACGGAGCGGUUGAGGAAGCAGUUCCACAGGGCGUGAAGACUACGCAAGUGAUUUCAAAUAAAAGCAGCGGAGCAAGGAGAGAGAAGAAAAAAAAAUCAACACAGAUCAACUCUGUUCAAACUUUACCUUUUCUCUGUAACUCCUUCGCGGAGCUCUCCUUCCAGGAAAGAUCUCCAUAGUUGUAGUCUUAGUCGUAGUCGCGGAGCUCUCCACAGGAAUCUCCAUAGGAGUAGCAGUAGCGUAGAUUCCUCAAAACUCAAACACCCUCGUUCGAACGUAGUUUGGAGAGGUGCGAACCGUAGUAACGGUCGUUCUUGGUUAGAAGUCAGAGGUGCAUCGAUCAAAUCAACACCGCCGGCGGUGGAUAUUUGACGGUCACGUUGAUUUCACCAUUCAGAGGUGCAUCGAUCAAAUCAACGGCGCGACAUUCGGCGGCGGAUAUUUGACGGUUGUCUCAAUUUCAGCAAUCAGCGGUGCUUCUGAUCAAACGGCACCGUAAGAGUUUCCAUCACGAAACAUCAAAUCAACAUCGCCGGAAACG